Molecule: messenger RNA, 981 nt
Organism: Monopterus albus (swamp eel)
Lineage: Eukaryota; Metazoa; Chordata; Actinopteri; Synbranchiformes; Synbranchidae
Product: olfactory receptor 146-like
Exons: 1
Coding region: 1-981 (326 amino acids)
Biological process (GO): detection of chemical stimulus involved in sensory perception of smell; G protein-coupled receptor signaling pathway
Cellular component (GO): membrane
Molecular function (GO): odorant binding; G protein-coupled receptor activity; olfactory receptor activity
Source: RefSeq, a predicted model, not a curated record
AUGGAGUUACUCAACCCAGAUCUUGAGAAAAACAUCACUUUUGUGCAUCCUGCUUAUUUUAUAAUAAGUGGAUUUAUUGGCAUACCUGAUAUGAAGUAUUAUUAUGUCUUUCUCUUUGUUGUUUACAUUGUUUCAGUGCUGGGAAACACAGCUGUGAUGUUAAUAUGUUUGGAUCAUAAGCUAAGAACUCCAAAAUAUAUUGUGGUGUUUAAUUUAGCAUUUGCAGACCUGGUUGGUAGCUCUGCUUUGGUGCCAAAAGUAUUUGACAUUUUUCUGUUUGACCAUCGCAACAUUCCUUACAAUGAAUGCUUUACAUUUAUGUUUUUCUGUUACACCUUCCUUGCAAUGCAGCCUUUUAAUCUGGUUGCCCUUGCCUAUGACAGACUGAUAGCCAUCAGUUUCCCACUGCACUAUCAUGUGAAGGUCACCCACAGGUUCAUGUUUUCUUUGAUUGCCUCUUUCUGGCUCUUAAUCAUUAGUGUUGCACUCAUUGCAGUUGCCCUUUUCACAAACCUUUCCUUCUGUAAAUCUGUGGUUAUUAACAGUUAUUUCUGUGACUAUGACUUGGUGCAGAAUCUCGCCUGCAAUGAUUUCACACUCACCUGGAUUGUUGGUUGUUUUCUAUCAGUUCUUAUUCUUUGGUUUCCACUGCUAUUUAUCUUGUCAUGCUAUUCAUAUAUUGGCUAUGCAUUGUCUAAAGUAGCUGCAGUUAAAGAAAGAGUGAAGGCCUUUAAAACCUGCUCAUCUCAUCUUACACUGGUGGCAAUCUAUUUCCUCCCUGUAAUGAUCACAUUAGCUAUUCCUGGAUCUAUAGAUCCAAAUACCAGACUCAUAAACAUGUCACUGACCUCUGUCUUUCCUCCCAUGUUGAAUCCAAUUGUUUAUGUUUUGCAGACACAAGAAAUCAAAGUAUCUGUGAAGAAAUUAUUAAAAAUCAGAAAGCAACCCAGAAACACUGUGAAGAAAGUAAUUUUAAAAUGA